CCUUCGAGGUGGUGUGUCUGUCGGCCAGCGGCUCGGCGAAAGGCGCAGCAAGGCGGGAGUGGCUCACAUGGCGCCGUGUGGGCGCCGCUGCCUGGCACUUGACCGUCUGACCUUCAUAAGCAAGGGCUGCCCCGUCGGGACGGCUCUCACCCCAACUCCCUCCGAUCGCUACCGCCCCUCUCCUUCUCUCCGCGUCCGCUCUCACUCUCCGCGAUGGGUCUCUCUUCUCUUAACAUCGCGAGCAUUCCGACCGAUCCGGAGGAGCUGCGCAAGUUCACCAUCGCCUUCAUCAAUGGCGCGAACCCGCUGAUCUGGACGACAUUCCUCUGCGUCGGCUUCUGCGUCGGCGACUCCUUCACCCAAGCCAAUCGUGAAAAGAACCUGCUCAAGAACAUGCGCCCGGCCACAUACUGCUACUUCACCAUCCGCAUCGCCAAGUUCACCGCCCUCGUGCUCUUUAGCCUCACCAUACCUCUGGGCGGCAGCAACGACACCUUUGCAAACGCCGGGACCAAGAUCUACUUCUUCCUCGAGGCUGUUGUCUACGCCGCCGUCAAGGCAGUCCUUCUCCUCCGAACGCUCGCCCUCUACCAGAAUCAUACCGCGGUCCGAUUGUCUUGUGUUCUUGCCUGGUUUGUGGCGUCAGGCUUUCAUUUCAUCAACUGCUGGACGUUUUCGGCGACGGCGAACCCCAUUCCGGGCCUAACCAUCUUCCGGCCUGUGACACGCGGAGGCCUGCUCCGCGUCUGGCCCUAUUUCGUCAGCCUUGCCUUCGAGACUGCCAUGACCAUCUUGACGUUCUACGGCUCCCGCCGCGGCACGCCUCUCCUCACCACCCAAGAGAUGCUCCGCAUGCAGCCUAGCCGCGGCAUGCGCGUGCAGCGCGGCGAGCUGGUGGCCUCGAAGAUCUUCCGCGGCCAGCUGCUCUACUAUGCCUGUCUUGUUGCCUGCACGAGCGUCACCGGCGUGAUGCAGUGUGUCUCGGCUAUCAACGGCUACUACUCGCUCGUGCCCCUGCCCGUCGGCCUCACGCUCACUAGCGCCAGCGCGUGCAACAUCAUUCUGUCGCUGCGCCUGCCCGCCACCGGCAUCGUCGAGAUGGACCCUGCUGCUCCCCUCGCUGCCGCCGCGGCUGCUCGCACCGACCUCGAGAUGCACCACAAGGAGCACUUCCCCAUCAGCUCUGCGAUGCCGCUCGAUCUCGAGAGCAAAGACGGCUCGACGCGCCAGCUCGUCAUGCCCGUCGUCGGCUACGAGUCUCCGACGGCGCCUCGCUCGACGCACCCCUUCGGCGCGUGGCCCAGCGGCCGCAUUCCGGCGCUGUACGGCCCCGGCCACCCGCAGCAGCCCGAGUCGCCGCAGUCGAUGGGCAGCCCGCCCAUCGUCGAGGAGGUGGCGCUCGACGGCGGCAUCCACAUCAUCCGCAGCCAGGUCACGCACGUCGACGACCUGCGCCAGUGAACGCGAACCUUCCCACAGCGACGCCGCCCCGUUCCCACAUCCGCGCUCCCACACACGAUCCUUUGUAGCCUCG
Messenger RNA from Tilletiopsis washingtonensis, 1534 nucleotides. RefSeq lists its product as hypothetical. The transcript has 10 exons. Bases 214 to 1461 code for a protein of 415 amino acids. The record is from RefSeq and is a predicted model, not a curated record. NCBI's taxonomy places the organism in Eukaryota, Fungi, Basidiomycota, Exobasidiomycetes, Entylomatales.